AUGCUGAUCACGCUGUGCUACCUGUACCUGUGGGCGCGCUGGGGGCCGCGCUCGGCCGCGCUCGUCCGCAGCACCGUGCGGAGGCUGCACCGCUCCCGCUGCUCCUUCACCUUCUGCGCCCGCCAGCCGCACCCCGACGAGCGCGUGUGCCUCCGCGUCGGCGGCAAGGUGUUCUGCACCGGCGAGGCGCAGUUCCUCGAUGACCUGAGCAGGUGGAGGGGGCUGCUGGUGGCUCCCUUUCCCCCCCCUGAGGGGCUGCUGCCCGCAGAGCACAUUGCCUUUGUGACAGAGAGCGUUGCUGCUCGCCCACAGGACGGGCUCAGGGGACCCGACUCCUCCAAGGAGAUUGUCAAGUGGUCAGAGUUUUGUUCACCCUUGGCCUAUAAAGCUGGGGAGCCUUUUCAGUUCAUGGCCGCAGCCAGUGUAGAUAAUUUCAGCAGCCUGGGCAUAGCGUUCCUGGAGGACAGGCUGCGCAUGGAGAACGGGAUGGUGCCGCGCAGGAUUGUUUCUGUCCAUUUAGAGGAAUCAGCUCUGAAGGAGUUGGCGAAGCAGAGGAAAGAGGAAGAGGAAAGCCCAGACAUGGAUGCAGUAACUCCCGCGGGGAAAUCGGGGUUAGGAAAAGCUGAGGAGGACAAAUCCAGGCUGGAAGAAGAAAGGGAAGACGGGGGCACAGGAGGUGGGGAGCAGCACCACCUGCACCUCUCCAGCUGCCACGAGUGCCUGCAGCUGGAGAGCAGCACCAUCGAGUCGGUGAAAUUCGCCUCAGACGAGAACACCCCCGAGCUGCCCCAGGGCUGCAGCAGCGCAGGGCAGGACAAGGAGCGCCAAAAUCUGCAAAAAGGCGUCAGAAGGAUAAACCUGGCUGGGAAAGCCCCGAAUAUCCUGAUUUACCUGGGCUCUGAGGCCGCCGAGGGGAGGCUGGAGCAGGUGAAGGCGGUGCUGAGGGAGUGCGUCGGUGCCGAGAGCUACGCCCUGUACCAGCUGCGCCAGGAGCGGGUGCUCAGGGACCCCUGGCUCGAGAACUGCCUGCUGCUGCUCAUUGCCACCGAGGAGCCCCUCCCCGAGGCCGUCCACGGGCAGUUCGUGGCGUUCCUGGCCAAAGGGGGGAAGAUCCUCGGCCUUUCCUCCUCCUUCGCCUUCGGGGGCGUGCGGAUAAAGCGCAAGGACGAGCUGAGGAGGGUGGUGCACGAGCUGGUGGUGUGCAGGCAGGGCGGCGGUGAGGCGAGGCUGAGCCUGCUGCUCAGCGGCUGCGUGUUUGAGGAGGGCACGAAGGGAGAUGGCAGCAGGGUGAAGGUGCUGGGCCGGCUGAGCAGCGCCGCCGAGGACGCGGUGAUGGUGCGCCUGAGCCACGGCAGCGGUGCGGGAGAAGCCAUCCUUUGCCAGGCCCAUUUGGAGCUGGACAGCAGCGCCAUGGAUGUGCAGACUGAGGAGGAUUUCAAUCUGCUCAAAAUGAGCAAUCCCAAGAGAUUUGAAGUGCUCAGGGAGGUCCUGACCUGCCUGGGGCUGAGCUGUGAACGAAGUGAAAUUCCUGAAUUAACCCCCAUUUUCCUGCUCUCUCCUGAUGAGGAAAUCCACCUCGCUUUCCUGAAGUGGCUGGAGGGGAACGUGGACGCCGAGGGGCUGAGGGCGUCCAGCAAGGUGUCCCUGAAGUUCGUUCCAUCCCGCGAGCCCAGGGUGGAGGUGACCCCGUCCCUGGUGCCCGUGGUCACGGAGAUGGGGAGCUUCUCCUCAGAGCACUUCAGCCUCCACACCUACCAGCAGCAUCUCCGCACCAAGAAGCUGGGCAAGGUCCUGCUCUUCACCGAGGUGACCACCACCACCAUGAAUCUUCUGGAUGGGUAA
This is a messenger RNA of Melozone crissalis (California towhee), 1842 nucleotides long. RefSeq names its product biotin--protein ligase-like. The transcript is spliced from 6 exons. Lineage: Eukaryota; Metazoa; Chordata; Aves; Passeriformes; Passerellidae. The coding region runs from base 1 to 1842 and encodes 613 amino acids. Gene Ontology annotation, molecular function: biotin--[biotin carboxyl-carrier protein] ligase activity. The record is from RefSeq and is a predicted model, not a curated record. Gene Ontology annotation, cellular component: cytoplasm.